AUGGAUGUCGCAUCUCGACGUAAGCUAGCUCAAUCCCAAAAGUACUGCUACAACUGUCUUGCGCUCACACAUUCGGUAUACGAAUGUAAAAGUAAAGUGUCCUGUGACAAAUGUGGUAAACGACACCAUAGUUUACUGCACUUUACUUCACAAAAACCCACCCCUCCCGAUACAAGAUCUUAUUGGCAACCCAACACUUCUUUAAGUACCAUUCCCAUACAGUCCACUUCUAUUACUCAGCAACAACCAUCCAUUAGUUCAGGAAAAGAUGUUUCAUCUGAUUCUUCAACUCUUCAAAGUUUUCUGGUAAACCAGAAAAGGAAUAUUUUGUUAGCAACAGCUUUGGUUAAAAUUACUGCUCAUAACCAAACAUUUCUCCUGAGAGCUUUGAUCGACCCUGGUUCUGAAGCUACAUACAUUUUGCAAUCUGUAGUGAACCGAUUUAAGCUUUUCACCCGUUCAACCAAUGCGUCUAUUUGUGGCAUUGGAGAAGUUCAAAGUGAAUUUUCAACGAGUAUGUGUCCUCUCACUCUCGAAUCUCGCAUCAACCCUGAUGUACACAUUCCCAUUGCAGCUGUUGUUUUGAAAAAGCUGACAGGUAAUUUGCCAUCGCAGACUGUUGACGCAUCAAACUUGGUUGAGCUCAAAAGAUUGCGAUUGGCAGAUCCUAAUUUUGAUAAACCCGCUUCUAUAGAUAUGUUGAUAGGAGCAGAUAUUUACCCUCUUAUUUUAUGUGAAGGUAUAAAGAGAGAAAAAGACCUUUCUCCAAUUGCACAAAAUACGGUUUUUGGGUGGAUUAUUUCAGGCCCAUGUAAUGAAAACCCAAACAAAACAACCCUUAAUACAUUUUUUAUUAGACUUUUGCUUCUAAAACAAGUUCAAAGGUUUUGGGAACUCGAAGAGGUUCCAUAUGUCAAACCCUUAUCUGAUGAAGAUAAAUUUUGUGAAAAAUUGUAUGUGGAUACCACAACUCGAAAUAGAGAUGGUCGUUAUAUAGUGAAACUUCCAUUCAAGCCCAACUUUAACGUUUUAGAUUUGGGUCUUUCCAGAAAUAGUGCAGUUUCUCAGUAUCUGCGACAAGAGAAACGUCUUCUUAACGAUAUGUGUCUGAAAGAAGAAUACAACAAAGUUCUAAAGGAAUAUGUUUCUUUAAAACACAUGUCCUUUGUGCCACCAUGUAGUUUGAACCUUUCCAGUCCGCACUUUUACCUACCGCAUCACGCUGUGGUAAAACCAGAUAGCGCUUCGACAAAGGUAAGAGUUGUGUUCAAUGCAAGUGCAUCUACACACAAAGAAAUAAGUCUUAACGACAUUCUUUACAGUGGCCCUGCUUUGCAAAACGAUUUGCAAACUAUUUUGUUAAGAUGGCGAUUAUAUCCAUAUGUUUUCAAUAGCGAUAUUGAAAAGAUGUAUCGCCAAAUAUAUGUUCACCCGAGUCACCGAAAAUUCCAAAGGAUUAUCUGUCGAUCUUUUGAGUCAGAAUCAGAUUUGGCUGAUUUUGAAAUCAACCGAGUUACUUUUGGAGUUAACUGUGCUCCAUACUUAGCAAUCCGAACGUUGCACCAGCUUGCUUUGGACGAAGAAAAUAAAUAUCCCUUAGCAAAAGAUUUUUACGUUGAUGAUGUUUUCUCUGGAGGUUUCAGUCUGGAUCUAGUCUUCAAGAUUCAGGAAGAAUUGAAAGCACUUCUUUUGACUGGCGGAUUUAGUUUGAAGAAAUGGACCGCUAACCACCCUCGCUUGUUGGAAAACAUCCCUAGGGGGGAUGUUUUAGAUCAACACUUUCUUAUGUUCGAAGAGUCUUCACAUUCGAAAGUUCUGGGCGUUGGGUGGAAUGCGAGGGAAGAUUCAUUUUAUAUUCGUUGUGAACUAUUUCCUCUACCAGAUUCUGUUAUGACAAAACGUGAAUUGUUUUCAAAUAUUUCAAAAAUAUAUGACCCUAUCGGUUGGCUAGCACCAACAACAAUUUUAUUAAAAAUAUUGAUGCAAGAUGUCUGGAAAGACAAAACAGAGUGGGAUGGGCCCAUAAAACCCAAUCGUGUAGAAACUUGGAAAGAAUUUGUGAAAUCUUUUCCAAUUAUAAAAGAUAUUAAAAUCCAAAGAUGGAUUAAUUAUACCCCAGAUAUGUGUGUAGAAAUACACGGCUUUUGUGACGCAUCUCUCAGUGCGUACGCUGCCACCGUUUACUCAAGGAUUUCAGAUUCAUCUGGAAACGUUUUUAGUUACCUUCUUACCUCAAAAACGAAAGUAGCUCCCCUGAAAGCUAUUUCGAUACCUCGGCUAGAGCUUUGUGGAGCUCUUUUGCUAACCAAGUUAGUAAACGCUGUACAAAGCAGUCUACGCCUUAAAAACUGUCCUGUCUACCUUUGGACGGACUCGAUGAUUGUUCUUUAUUGGCUUCGUGACUGUCCAUCUCGGCUUGAAACCUUUGUCCGAAACCGGGUGUCUAAAGUACAAACUGAAAGUCCUCCAGGUAGCCUUUGGAAACAUGUUCCUUCAGAACAAAAUCCAGCUGACGUAGCUUCUCGAGGUGUUAUGCCUCAAAACUUAAUAAAUAAUACCCAAUGGUGGCACGGUCCAAGUUGGUUAAAGUUUUCAAAGGAAACUUGGCCAGUAACAAAAAUUCAAGAAUGCUCCGAUUGGAAUCUUGAAAUAAAACAAAUAAAAAGCUUCGUUGUGCAUCAAAAUUUCAGUCAUGAUAUUUUGAAAAGAUUUUCGUGUUAUGCUCGCGCUGUAAAAGUAAUAGCCUAUUGCUUUAGAUUUAUCAAUCUCGCUUCUCCCAAAAGAAAAAGGUUCUAUCCCUAUAGAUACUUUUCUAAAAAUUUAAGAAAUCAUGAAAUAGUUUUUGUUAAAACCCGCCUAGUUAUACUAGCACAACGCCUCUAUUUUAGUGAAGAGUUCAAAGCUCUUUAUAACUCAAAACCAUUGAGUAAAAAUAGUUCAAUUUUGACUCUUAACCCUUCCCUAGACUCUGACUUUAUAAUUAGAGUAAACGGUCGUUUAACAAAUGCAAAUUUGAGUUAUAACGAAAAAUUCCCCAUUAUUUUGCCAUAUGCAUGUCCAUUAUCAAAAUUGUUGGUUGGAUUUGUCCAUAAAAUUUCCUUACAUGGAGGGAACCAGCAAGUUUUAUACUUAAUGCGAAAAGAGUUUUGGAUACCAAAAUUAAAAAACUUAAUAAAAUUCUGUGUAAAUCGUUGCAUGGUUUGUGUUUUGCACAAAAAGGAUCUUCAAACCCAGUUGAUGGGAACACUCCCACCAGAAAGGGUAAACUAUUCGUUUCCGUUCACCCACGUAGGUUUGGAUUUCGCUGGCCCCUUUGAACUAAAGGUUCAGAAGGGUCGGUUCUAUCAAGCUAUAAAAGGUUAUGCUUGUCUCUUUAUUUGCCUCUGUACAAAAGCUGUACAUUUAGAAGCAGUUGGAAGUCUCUCCACUGACUCGUUUUUGGCAGCUCUCGAUAGAUUUGUAGGACGAAGGUGUGUGCCCCAACAACUAUUUUCCGAUAAUGGUACUAAUUUCGUCGCUGCUAAUAAAGUCCUCACUAAUGAGCUUCGAAAGGCUUUGGCAGACUCAACCUCGGAAGCUGAAAAAACGUACUUGCCUAGGAAUUUGAAAUGGAACUUUAUCCCACCAGGUUCUCCUCAUAUGGGCGGCCUUUGGGAGGCCGGAACAAAGUCCUUUAAAACUCAUUUUAAGAAAGUUGUUGGAAACUCCAAGCUAACUUUUGAAGAGUUCUCUACAUUGCUCGUCAAAAUUGAGUCUUGUAUGAAUUCCCGCCCUAUUUCUCCAAUAAGUGAAAAUCCUUUCGAAUCUUUACCCUUAACACCAGGUCAUUUCUUAAAAGGUUCACCUUUGCUUUCCUUACCUGAAAGACAAAUUGGUGAAAGUACCACCCUAAAGAGUUGGCAAAGAGUUCAACAAAUUUUACACUCCUUUUCUAAGCGAUGGAAGGAAGAAUAUUUAACUGAUCUUCAGCGAAGAACAAAGUGGAAAUUUCCUAAACGUAAUGUUGAAAUUGGAGACAUUGGGGUUGUUCGCAAUGAAAAUUUGCCACCCAUUUAA
Molecule: messenger RNA, 4056 nt
Organism: Episyrphus balteatus (marmalade hoverfly)
Lineage: Eukaryota; Metazoa; Arthropoda; Insecta; Diptera; Syrphidae
Exons: 1
Coding region: 1-4056 (1351 amino acids)
Biological process (GO): DNA integration
Molecular function (GO): nucleic acid binding
Source: RefSeq, a predicted model, not a curated record